Messenger RNA from Bradysia coprophila, 1922 nucleotides. It is a transcript of the gene Rox8, whose product is annotated as TIA1 cytotoxic granule associated RNA binding protein Rox8. Gene Ontology annotation, molecular function: mRNA binding. Gene Ontology annotation, cellular component: nucleus. NCBI's taxonomy places the organism in Eukaryota, Metazoa, Arthropoda, Insecta, Diptera, Sciaridae. The record is from RefSeq and is a predicted model, not a curated record.
AUUUCAGCCGCCAUUAUCCAUUCCAUUAUCCUAUUCACAGUUGUGCGUGUUUCUUUUAUUUUUUUUCGAAAAUAAAUUCAAUAUUUUGUGCAUUUGUAUCUAGCUUUAUAAUUGCAAAAUUAGUUCAACUCGUCCUCAAACAAGUACUUGUCGGUUUUUCGAUUCGAUUGUACCAUCAAAGAGCCUAUUUAAAGCGUAAAAAGCAGCAAAAAUCGGUGACAAUUUAGCCACGUCAUGUUGGCUGUAGACGCCUUUUAGGACCGAGUCCUUUUCGCCAAUCGAAUCCUAGACAUCUUAAAUAAUUGACAUGGUCACCAGCGAAUCACCAUAGAAAAAUAGAAGAACGAUCAGAGACAGCGCGCGCUGAAUUGAGAUUUUAAACAUUUUUACACAACACAAUGGAGGACACAUUUCCGAAAACAUUAUACGUGGGAAACUUGGAUCAUUCCGUAUCCGAAGAAUUGCUCUGUGCAUUGUUUGGCCAAAUGGGUACGGUGAAAGGAUGUAAAAUAUUUCGUGAAUCUGGCAACGAUCCGUAUGCAUUUAUUGAAUAUUCGAAUCAUGGUGCCGCCGCAACAGCAUUGACAGCGAUGAACAAACGCCUUUUCUUAGAGAAAGAAAUGAAAGUAAAUUGGGCCACAAGUCCGGGCAAUCAACCCAAAACAGAUACGAGCACCCAUCACCACAUAUUCGUCGGUGAUUUGAGUCCGGAAAUCGAAACCGAUACGUUGCGUGAAGCGUUCGCUCCAUUCGGCGAGAUCUCGAAUUGUCGCAUUGUUCGUGACUCACAGACAAUGAAAAGCAAAGGGUACGCGUUCGUGUCGUUUGUCAAGAAAGCUGAAGCAGAAAACGCAAUUCAAGCUAUGAAUGGUCAGUGGUUGGGUUCGCGAUCCAUUCGAACAAACUGGUCCACCAGAAAACCACCGCCACCGCGCGAGCAAAUCAAAGGAACGAAAAGCAAUCGACCAUCAUACGAGGAAGUGUACGAACGGAGUAGCCCAACAAAUACAACCGUCUAUUGUGGCGGCUUUCCACCGAAUGUCAUCACCGAAGACCUGAUACACAAACACUUUACAUUGUUCGGUCCCAUACAAGAUGUGAGGGUAUUCAAGGAGAAAGGUUACGCUUUCAUCAAAUUCAUGGCCAAAGAGGCAGCAACACAUGCCAUAGAACAUACAAAUAACACCGAGAUAACCGGUUAUCAGGUUAAAUGUUUUUGGGGAAAAGAGAAUGGUGGCGACAUCGGAAACUCUCAGCAAACUAUGAAUAAUGCGCUUGCCGCCCAACAGGGACCACCACAUGGAGCCCAAUAUCCAAAUUAUUCAUAUCCACAAGUGGGUUACUGGUAUCAGCCGAGUUAUCCCGCACCAGCUGCUCAAAUGCCUACCCAAUACAUGCAACCUGGUUAUCCCUAUCCGUAUGCUUACACAAAUCCUCAGCAAGGAGGAGCAGCCAGUUUCCGUAUGGUACAGCAGCCAAACGUCGCUUGGGGAGUCCAGACGGGAAUGCCAAACGGAAAUACCGGGCAGCCGCAAGUGAUGUACACGACAGCAAUGCCACAGUUUCAAACUCAAUGAAACGAACUGAAUACGUGCAACGAGAAACAUAAAAAACGUAUCAAACGAUAGGAUAUGAUAAAUGAAAGAGUAAACAAAAAAAAAAGAAUUCAAAUAAAAAUUUAACACAAGAAAAACAAAACAUGAAAAUUUACAUAGAACAAAACAACUUACUUAAGAGUCUAACCGAUGACAAACCAGAAUUUUAAAAUUUUACAAUUGAUUGUGAAUUGGCUUUGGUUAGCAAAGCGCAGGCUCUUUUUUAAGAAUUCAAAUUGAAAGUAAAAAGAAAAAAUAAAAAAAAUAAAGGAGGAAUCAGACAUUCUGACAGAAAGGUAAAUUUUUUUAAAUUAAAAAAAGAAGAGA